Camellia sinensis is the source of this 1629-nucleotide messenger RNA. The record is from RefSeq and is a predicted model, not a curated record. NCBI's taxonomy places the organism in Eukaryota, Viridiplantae, Streptophyta, Magnoliopsida, Ericales, Theaceae.
AUGAAGCUCCUCAUAUGGAAUUGUAGAGGUGCAGGCAACAAGAUUUUCAGAAGAACUCUGAAAGAAUUGGUUCAGAAUUACAAGCCAUUGAUUUUAGCUUUAAUGGAAACGAAAGCUGAGCUCAGUGCUAUGGGGCAGUUCUUCAACAAGUUGGGUUUCACCGCUUCAUCUCAUGUGGAUCCUGUGGGCAGGAGUGGUGGUAUCUGGAUUCUGUGGGAUCCAUUUCGUGCAACCAUUAAAGCCUUAGAGGUGAAUGCUCAAUUCAUUCAUGCCAAGAUUCAACGAGAUAAUCACUCAGACUGGAUUUUGUCAUCCAUCUAUGUUAGCCCUAACCCUAGAGUUAGGGAUAAUCUGUGGGAAAAUUUGGAAGCUGCGGCAGAUAACAUUAACCAUCCUUGGCUUAUGGCAGGGGAUUUUAAUGAUAUCACAUCGCAAGGGGAGAAGAGAAGUUUCUCAACAAACCAUAGCAAGUGGAGACUUGCUUUUACAGAAGAAGCGGUUAAGAAUCUUCCCCAAACUUACUCUGAUCAUUCUCCCAUGAUUGUUUUCACUCAAGGUAUGAAUUCUCCUAACCCCUCAGCUAGACCUUUUCGUUUGGAAGCUACUUGGUUUACAGAUUCUAGUUUCAAAAAUGUUGUUGAAAAGUCUUGGGCUGAUAGUCAUUUUUCUGUUCCUGAGGCCAUUGAUUUGGUUACUAAAAAUGCUUUGAGUUGGAACAAAAAUAUUUUUGGAAAUAUUUUCAGGAAAAAAAAGUGGCUCUUGGGUAGGAUUGAAGGUAUUCAAAAAUCUCAAUCUCGUAUUUAUUCUCAUAAUCUAUUUUUGCUUGAGAAAGAACUUGUCAAAGAUUAUAACACUAUCCUUUACCAAGAGGAACUUUUAUGGUUCCAAAAGUCUGAGGCUAAUUGGAUUACCCAAGUGGAGCGGAAUACUAGAUUUUUUCACAUAUCUACCAUUGCUAGAAGAAGAAGAAUGAGAGUUACAACUCUGAAGAAUAUGGAGAGGGGUUGGAUUUCUAAUCCUGAUGACCUUUGCUCUCAUGUCCUGAAUUAUUUUUGUGAUUUGUUUAAAUAUGAUGCUACUGUUCACACCUCCUUUAGCCCCAUUAACUUGCAACCCAAAUUUUCCAAUAAAGAUAACAUUGCCCUUUCUAAACAUAUUACUAACCAGGAUGUGUGGGAGGCUAUCAAAAGUAUUAAAGCCUUUAAAGCCCCAGGGAGUAAUGGUAUCCAGUCCAUUUUUUAUCAUACCCAUUGGGAUAUUGUUGGUCCCUUGGUUUGCAAGUUUAUCCAAACUUGUUUUGUGAAUCAAUAUAUUCCUGAAAACUUUAAAGACACCCUUAUUACCCUUAUUCCUAAGGUUAAUAAUCCUGAAUCAAUUAACCAUUUUAGACCUAUUAGUCUUUGCAAUGUUCUCUAUAAGACUCUUACUAAAGUGUUGGUGAGCAGACUCAGACCUUUGUUAUCCUCCAAUGUUGGUCCUUUCCAAAGCAAUUUUAUCCAUGGAAGGACUACUUGUGAUAAUAUCAUCAUUGCUCAAGAGAUUGUUCACACUCUCAGAGGUAAAAAGGGUAAAACAGGUGACUUGAUCUUGAAAAUUGAUUUAGAGAAAGCUUAUGAUAAUGUGUCUUGA